AUGAGGGCUAUAAGUUGGAACUGCCGGGGAAUUGGGAACCCCCGAUCAGCUCGAGCGUUGUAUGAUAUGGUACGACGCUGGAAGCCUAAGAUUGUCUUCCUUAUGGAGACUAAAUCAAAAGUAAAACGGAUGGAUAAAAUUAAAAACAGGAUAGGUUUUGCAAAUGGCCUUAUUGUUCCUAGUAGAGGUCAUAGUGGUGGUGUGGCCCUGUUAUGGACUCGAGAAGUUAACCUGGAUAUCAAUAGUUAUUCGGGAAGCCAUAUUGAUGCUAUUUUCAAGGAGUCUGAAGGCAAUUUUCAGUGGAGGAUUACGGGAUUUUACGGUCAUUCGGAAACUCACCGAAGGUAUGAAUCUUGGCGCCUUCUUGCUUUUUUACACAGUCAGUUCCAACUUCCAUGGCUAUGCCUGGGGGAUUUCAAUGAAAUAUUAUUAGUUAAUGAAAAAGUUGGGGGCAUCACUCGUCCCCAGCAACAAAUGGAGAGUUUUAGAAAUGUUGUGAACUUUUGUAGCUUUUUGGACUUAGGUUAUGUGGGAACUGAUUUUACUUGGUGUAAUAUGCAAGAGGGGGAGAAUAGAAUUCAGUUUAGAAUAGAUAGAGCUCUAGCUAACACUGAGUGGAUUGGGAAUUUUGAAGGAGCGAGAGUUUACCACCUCGUGGACUCAACCUCUGACCAUUGUGCUUUGUUUUUUACUAACUCUCCACCCCAACAUGUUUCCAACGCCAAACGCUUCCAUUUUGAAGCCCUGUGGUCAAAAAAUGAGGAGUGUAGAAACAUUAUCGAAUCAUCCUGGGGGAUGGGGGUGGACUUGAGUACACCGGAAGGUUUUAUGGUAAAUUUAAAGCGUUGUGCCUCGGAAUUAUCUAACUGGAGCUCCUCGGUCUAUGGUCAUAUUCCUAAGAAAAUUCAGUCAAAGAGGAAUGCUCUGAGCGCCCUAACGUAG
Messenger RNA from Quercus lobata, 942 nucleotides. RefSeq lists its product as uncharacterized. The record is from RefSeq and is a predicted model, not a curated record. Gene Ontology annotation, molecular function: catalytic activity. The coding region runs from base 1 to 942 and encodes 313 amino acids. NCBI's taxonomy places the organism in Eukaryota, Viridiplantae, Streptophyta, Magnoliopsida, Fagales, Fagaceae. The transcript has a single exon.